Hansenula anomala is the source of this 2210-nucleotide messenger RNA. It is a transcript of the gene MES1, whose product is annotated as methionine--tRNA ligase MES1. The record is from RefSeq and is a predicted model, not a curated record. Gene Ontology annotation, molecular function: methionine-tRNA ligase activity; ATP binding. Gene Ontology annotation, cellular component: aminoacyl-tRNA synthetase multienzyme complex; cytosol. The transcript is spliced from 2 exons. Bases 9 to 2210 code for a protein of 733 amino acids. Gene Ontology annotation, biological process: methionyl-tRNA aminoacylation. Lineage: Eukaryota; Fungi; Ascomycota; Saccharomycetes; Phaffomycetales; Wickerhamomycetaceae.
CACUAAUCAUGGCUUUAGAAUUAUUUAGUGAUAAAGGUAAAAGUACCUUGGCUCUUGCUAACAACAUCAAAUUGGCUAUUGCUGCUGCUUCAUUUGGCUUGAAAUUUUCUCCAGAACCUGAACAACCUUCAUUAUUAUUGAAAAAUGAUAAAGGUUUUGAACUUUCUGAACCUAAUGCCAUUGUGAAAUACUUGGCCAAAGACUUCACACAAACUAGAGAAAUUGAAUUUGAAGAAGAUUUAUUAUCCAAAGCUAUAUUUUCAAAUGAUGUUACAAUCUUAAACCAAUCACCAGUGGCAUCAUUAGAUAAAGUCACACCAAGCUCAAUCAUCUUAUUCGCUUCAUCUUAUGUCUUGAAUAAAGAAUCAUUCCCUGAAUUUCAAAAAUUGGAACAUGUUCAAAAAGGUUUAGAACAAGCAAUCGCUAUAACUAAUCUUGAACGUCCAAAACCAACUCACACAGGUGCCUCAUCUUUGAAAAAUGGGUUUGGAAUUAAAGACCAAUCAAAAGAAAUCUUACCAAGAGAAAAUGAAAGAAACAUUUUGAUCACUUCUGCCCUACCUUAUGUUAAUAACGUUCCUCAUUUAGGUAACAUCAUUGGUUCUGUGCUUAGUGCUGAUUUUUAUGCUCGUUAUGCCAAAUAUAGAAAUUACAACACUUUAUUCAUCUGUGGUACUGAUGAAUAUGGUACUGCUACUGAAACUAAAGCAUUGGAGGAAGGUGUCACCCCAAGAGAAUUAUGUAACAAGUAUCAUAAAAUUCAUUCAGAUGUUUAUAAAUGGUUUCAAAUUGGAUUUGAUUAUUUUGGUCGUACAACUACUCAACAACAAACUGAUAUUGCUCAGGAUAUUUUCCUUAAAUUGAAUGAAAAUGGGUAUUUGGAAGAACAAACCAUGGAUCAAUUAUAUUGUCCUGUUCAUAAUGGGUUCUUGGCUGAUCGUUUCGUCGAAGGUGAAUGUCCAAAAUGUGGUUAUGAAGAUGCAAGAGGUGAUCAAUGUGAUAAAUGUGGUAAUUUGUUAAAUCCUUUUGAAUUGAUCAAACCUCGUUGUAAAAUUGAUAAUGCAUCACCAGAACAAAGAACUUCAAAACAUAUUUUCUUGUCAUUAGAUAAAUUGGAACCGGAAUGUAAGAAAUGGUUUGAAGAAUCAUCUGUUAAAGGUGCUUGGUCUAAAAAUGCUAUAAAUAUCACCAAGACUUGGUUUAAUGAAGGUUUACAACCAAGAUGUAUUACAAGAGAUUUGAAAUGGGGGACUCCUGUUCCUUUAGAAAAAUAUGCUGAAAAAGUUUUAUAUGUUUGGUUUGAUGCUUGUAUUGGUUAUGUUUCAAUAACUGCAAAUUAUACAGAAUCAUGGCAAAAAUGGUGGAAAGAUCCAGAAAAUGUUCAAUUAUAUCAAUUUAUGGGUAAAGAUAACGUUCCAUUUCAUACUGUUAUUUUCCCAUCCUCGGAAAUUGGUACCAAGGAGAAAUGGACAAAAUUACAUCAUAAUUCAUGUUCAGAAUAUUUACAAUAUGAAGGUGGUAAAUUUUCAAAAUCAAGAGGUGUUGGUGUUUUCGGUAAUAAUGCUCAAGAUUCUGGAAUUUCACCUUCUGUUUGGAGAUAUUAUUUAGCUUCUGUUAGACCUGAAACUUCAGAUUCUCAAUUUUCUUGGGAUGAUUUCGCUUCAAGAAAUAAUAAUGAAUUAUUGGCUAAUUUAGGAAAUUUCGUUAAUAGAAUUGUUAAAUUCGUUAAUGCUAAAUAUAAUGGUGUUGUUCCAAAAUACAAUCCAUCAGAAAUUUCAAAUUAUGAUUCUUUAUUAAAAGAUUUAAACUCUUUAUUGAAGAAUUAUAAUGAUGAAUUAGAAGCUGUUCAUAUCCGUCGUGGGCUAGAAAUCGCAAUGUCAAUCUCUGCAAGAGGUAAUCAAUUCUUACAAGAAAACAAAUUGGAUAAUUCAUUAUAUAACGAUUUCCCAGCAAAAGCCGAUGCAGUUGUUGGUGUUGGUUUAAAUAUUGUUUAUUUAGUUGCUUCAAUCAUUGCUCCUUUCAUGCCUGAAACUACUAAACAAAUUGAUGAAAUGUUGAAUGCUCCUCAAUUGGCUAUUAAAGAUGAAUUCAAUUUGAUUAUUGAAGGUGGUCAUAAUAUUAAUAAAGCUCAAUAUUUGUUUAAACGUAUUGAUGAAAAAGAAAUUGAAAUUUUAAGAGGAAAAUAUGGUGGUAAACAAUCUAAAGAAUAA